Molecule: messenger RNA, 2011 nt
Organism: Telopea speciosissima
Lineage: Eukaryota; Viridiplantae; Streptophyta; Magnoliopsida; Proteales; Proteaceae
Product: NAD-dependent protein deacetylase SRT1
Exons: 14
Coding region: 160-1581 (473 amino acids)
Molecular function (GO): NAD+ binding
Source: RefSeq, a predicted model, not a curated record
UUUCGUCAUGUUGGGGUUGGGAAUCGGGAAGCUGUUUCCUAUAGAAGUCGUGGGAGGAAAUACAGACGACGUACAGUAUUCCAUGUCUUAAAGCUCACAAACCAAUUUGGAAGAGCUACUGGGGGAGGGAGAAAGGAGAAAAUUGUUCGAAAACCCACAAUGUCACUGGGUUAUGCUGAGAAACUUUCUUACAGAGAAGAUGUUGGCACAGUUGGAAUGUCUGAGUUUUUCGACCCACCUGGUGUCUUACAAGAAAAAAUUGAAGAGUUAGCAAUGAUGAUAAAAACGAGUAAGCAUCUAGUAGCAUUUACAGGGGCAGGAAUAUCAACUUCUUGUGGUAUACCUGAUUUCCGAGGUCCCAAGGGAGUUUGGACGCUUCAGCGUGAAGGCAAAGGUGUGCCUGAAGCAUCACUACCAUUUCACCGUGCAGUUCCAAGUUUGACUCACAUGGCUCUGGUUGAGCUAGAGAAGGCUGGUAUCUUGAAGUUUGUUAUAAGUCAGAACGUGGAUAGUCUCCAUCUUCGAUCUGGAAUACCGAGGGAGAAACUUGCUGAAUUACAUGGGAAUUCCUUCCGGGAACUUUGCCCUUCUUGUGGAGCAGAGUAUUUGCGGGAUUUUGAGGUGGAGACUAUUGGGAUGAAAGAGACAUCCAGACGUUGUUCUGAUGUAAAAUGUGGAGCAAAACUCAAGGACACAGUUCUUGAUUGGGAGGAUGCGUUGCCAGCUAAGGAAAUGAAUCCAGCAGAGAAGCAUUGUAGGAUGGCUGAUGUUGUUUUGUGCUUAGGUACCAGUUUGCAGAUCACUCCUGCAUGCAAUUUGCCUUUGAAAUCUCUCCGUGGUGGGGGAAGGAUUGUAAUCGUAAAUCUUCAGCAAACUCCAAAGGACAAGAAAGCAAGUUUGGUAAUCCAUGGGUUUGUGGAUCAGGUAAUAUCAGGUGCCAUCCACUUUCUUAAUCUGCACAUUCCUCCGUUCGUAAGAAUUGAUCUUGUGCAGAUCAGUCUCUCACAAAUCCCCAGAAGUAUGGGGAACAAAUACAUCAAAUGGACCUUGAGAAUAUCUAGCAUACAUGGACAGAAAGCCCCAUUGCCAUUCCUCAAAUCAGUUGAGGUAUCCUUUUCAGAUAGGACGGAUCUAAAAACAGCCAUUCUACAUAAGCAACCAUUUCAGCUAAAAAGAGAGACGGUGAGGACGAGGCCAUUUAAAUUGGUGUUGACACUCAAUUUUGGAGAUGGUUGUGGUUCUCCAUGCACUAGAAUUGAGUUCCCUGUUGACUUUGAGGUUUCGACAGACAGUUUCAAUCAUGGGAAGGAUGCUGUCUCACAGAAGCUGAGGGACAUAGCAAUCCAAGACUUAUAUUGUGGGCAGUAUGCAGCUGUUGAGAGGAAGGCCCUGCUGGAUCCAAGAACCGAAGUCACUGUCUAUGCCCUUGCAACCAAUGUUGUCAGAUACAACUGCCUUCAGGCAACCUCCAAAGCAUUUGAAAGCGUUCCUAGGUGUGAUGCAAAUGGGAUGAAAAGACACACUGAAGGUAUGAAUGUGAUGGAAGCAUCUCCAAAGAGACCAAAAGGGUUUGACUGUUAGUUUUAGUUAGCUGCUUUUGUUUUCUUAGUCUAUUCUACUGAUUACUAGGAGGGUAGAUGUUUGGGUUCUGUAGAUAUUUUAAACUUAAAAGGAGUAUAUGAUGAAUCGGGUUGCAUAGAUGUUUUAUAGUUAUAGAACUCAUGGUCAUGUAUGAAGUGGCUGGGUGAAUUUUGCAUUGUACACUCAGUCUCCCCAACUGUGAAUAUGUAAGUGGGGAAGCAUGGUUGCUCUGUCUGCAGUUUGUAAAUUCUCAGCAGCUCUGGAGAUCAUACUCAUAGAAUGAGUCUGUAGGAUUUGCAGUUCAUGGGAUUCUGAACUUGGGUAAGUGGGGGAUUUAUUGGCGGUUUUGAUGUAUUCAAGUUUCAACUGCUUUUGAUCUUUCUACUCUUGCAAUGACAUUUCUUUUAGAGGAAUCAAAUGAUACAUUGUG